ACCACCACCGCGGAUCCAGCCGCAGCUCCGGCCCGGGCCCCGGCCCCGGCCCCGCCGCGCCCACCCGCAGCCCCCGCGGCCGCCGCGCCUGAGCGCAGCCCCCGCCCCGAGCCCGAGCCCCGAGCCCGGAGCCAGCCCCAGCCCCGCGGCCGCCGCGGCUGCGGGGAGAGGGCGGGGGCGAUGCUGCCGGAGCCGCCGCCGCCGCCUCGGUGAGAGCCGCGCCGCGCCGCGCACAGCCGCCCAGGCUGCCAGGCAGGACUGACUUCCCUCUCCCGGGCAUCCUCCCUGGGCUGCCGGGAGGCGGCGGCCAAGGCGGAGGGGAAGGAAAACGGGGAGACGGCGGAGAGCAAGAACGCGAGGAGGUGGACCCGGACCCGUUUCUCGCAGCCAGGACCCGAGCCGCCCCAGCCCCUGCGACCCGCCGGCGCCGUCCGUGACCCAUCAGCCCUCUGUGGCUCACCCGCGACCCCGGGCUCCGUGCGCGUCGGGCCGGGGCUGGAGCGGCGCGGCCCGAGACUGGCUGCUGGCGAUUCUCAGACAGCUCCAGGUGUUGGUGGCCAUCAAGGUAUUUGCAUCCCAGGGACAAAUCCCGAGCUUGCCAGAGACGGACAGUGCAAGGUCCACACUCUGCUUCCCUGUGAGACGCCGCCGCCGGCCACCACGAUGUCCCGGCACCACAGCCGCUUCGAGAGAGACUACCGGGUGGGCUGGGACCGUCGCGAAUGGAGUGCCAACGGCACGCACGGGACCACCAGCAUUUGCAGCGCCACGGCCGGGGUGGGCGGGAGCUCGGCCAGCAGCCUCAGUGCCCGGCCCGGCCUCCUGCCGCUGCCCGUGGUGCCUGCCCGGCUGCCCACACCCGCCUCGGCCCCCGUAUCCUGCACCACUGGCAGCAGCGAGGCCAUCACCAGCCUCGUGGCCAGCUCCGCCUCCGCCGUCACCUCCAAGGCCCCCGGCAUCUCCAAAGCGGACAGUCAGUCCCAGGGACUUGCCACCAGCAUCCGGUGGGGACAGACACCCAUCAACCAGUCCACGCCCUGGGACACGGAUGAGCCGCCCUCCAAGCAGAUGAGGGAGAGCGACAACCCAGGCACAGGGCCGUGGGUGACCACGGUGGCCGCCGGGAGCCAGCCCGCCCUCAUCGCGCACUCCUACGGAGUGGCCCAGCCUCCCACCUUCAGCCCGGCCGUCAACGUCCAGGCCCCGGUCAUCGGGGUGACCCCCUCUGUGCCUCCCCACGUGGGGCCCCAGCUCCCGCUGAUGCCAGGCCACUACUCGCUGCCCCAGCCGCCCUCCCUGCCCCUGAGCAGCGUGGUGGUCAGCAUGCCCUCCCAGGCCCUCUAUGCCAGCCCUCAGCCCCUGGCCGUGUCCACGCUGCCUGGCGUGGGGCAGCUGGCCCGUCCAGGACCCGCCGCCGUGGGCAACGGCCACAUGGCAGGGCCCCUGCUGCCUGCACCGCUGCCAGCCCAGCCAUCUGCCACUCUCCCCAGCGGUGCCCCCGUCACCAAUGGGCCCCCCGCCUCCGACUCGGCCCCCGGGCUGCAGAUGCUGCGUACCAUUGGCGUGGGGAAAUAUGAGUUCACCGACCCGGGGCACCCUAAAGAAAUGUUGAAGGAAUUGAACCAGCAGCGCAGAGUGAAAGCAUUUACAGACCUGAAAAUUGUUGUUGAAGGCAGAGAGUUUGAAGUCCACCAAAAUGUUCUAGCUUCCUGCAGCUUGUAUUUCAAGGACCUGAUUCAAAGGUCCACGCGGGACGGCGGCCAGGGCUGCCGGGAGAAACUGGAGCUGGUGCUGUCGAACCUGCAGGCAGACGUCCUGGAGCUGCUGCUGGAGUUUGUCUACACGGGCUCCCUGGUCAUCGACUCGGCCAACGCCAAGACGCUGCUGGAGGCGGCCAGCAAGUUCCAGUUCCACACCUUCUGCAAAGUCUGCGUGUCCUUUCUCGAGAAGCAGCUGACGGCCAGCAACUGCCUGGGGGUGCUGGCCAUGGCCGAGGCCAUGCAGUGCAGCGAGCUCUACCACAUGGCUAAGGCGUUCGCGCUGCAGAUCUUCCCCGAGGUGGCGGCCCAGGAGGAGAUCCUCAGCAUCUCCAAGGAUGACUUCAUCGCCUACGUCUCCAACGACAGCCUCAACACCAAGGCCGAGGAGCUGGUGUACGAGACCGUCAUCAAGUGGAUCAAGAAGGACCCCGCGGCCCGCGCACAGUACGCCGCCGAGCUCCUGGCCGUCGUCCGCCUGCCCUUCAUCCACCCCAGCUACCUGCUCAACGUGGUUGACAACGAGGAGCUCAUCAAGUCCUCCGAGGCCUGCCGGGACCUGGUCAACGAGGCCAAGCGCUACCACAUGCUGCCCCACGCGCGCCAGGAGAUGCAGACGCCCCGGACCCGGCCCCGCCUCUCGGCAGGUGUGGCCGAGGUCAUCGUGUUGGUGGGGGGCCGGCAGAUGGUGGGGAUGAGCCAGCGCUCGCUGGUGGCCGUCACCUGCUGGAACCCACAGAGCAACAAGUGGUACCCCCUGGCCUCGCUGCCCUUCUACGACCGCGAGUUCUUCAGCGUCGUGAGCGCCGGGGACAACAUCUACCUCUCAGGUGGGAUGGAGUCGGGGGUGACGCUGGCUGACGUCUGGUGCUACAUGUCCCUGCUCGACAACUGGAACCUCGUCUCCAGGAUGACGGUCCCCCGAUGUCGGCACAGCAGCCUCGUCUAUGACGGGAAGAUUUACACCCUCGGGGGACUCAGCGUGGCCGGCAACGUGGACCACGUGGAGAGGUACGACACCAUCACCAACCAGUGGGAGGCAGUGGCCCCUCUGCCAAAGGCCGUGCACUCGGCGGCAGCCACCGUGUGUGGCGGCAAGAUCUACGUGUUCGGCGGGGUGAAUGAGGCCGGCCGGGCCGCGGGCGUCCUCCAGUCUUACGUCCCGCAGACCAACACGUGGAGCUUCAUUGAGUCCCCGAUGAUCGACAACAAGUAUGCACCCGCCGUCACCCUCAAUGGCUUCGUUUUCAUCCUGGGUGGGGCCUAUGCCCGAGCCACCACCAUCUACGACCCCGAGAAAGGGAGCAUCAAGGCCGGACCCAACAUGAACCACUCCCGCCAGUUCUGCAGUGCCGUGGUGCUCGAUGGCAAGAUUUACGCCACUGGGGGUAUCGUCAGCAGCGAGGGGCCUGCCCUGGGCAACAUGGAAGCCUAUGAGCCUGCCACCAACUCCUGGACCCUCUUACCCCACAUGCCCUGCCCCGUGUUCAGACACGGCUGCGUGGUGAUCAAGAAGUACAUUCAGAGUGGCUGAUGCCAACAGGAGGCCCGCAACCAGACUGGUGAGGACACCGCCACCCGCAAGGAUAAUUUUUCAGCAACACUCAUCAGGGCCAACCAAACGCAAUCAAGGAACUCAGCGCACUAAACAUUUUGAUUAUUUUCUACAUUGAAUGUAGAAAACCAUCCUCGCCUCCGGGUGAGUCGGGGGCGCACGCUGCAGGCAGCAAGCAGGACCCAUAAAGCCUUCCCCGGCAGGGCUGCCGGCCCCCACCCGAGGCCUUGCUCUGAGUGGAGGCGCUCGCUCUGCCUGGUGCAAGAGUUUCACAUAUUUUUCAGCUGGGAGAGGGAAGCUGUUUUUUUCCCUCCUGCAGAGCAAGCUCAAUUCGUAAACAGCUGGAGCUUAGUUAUCCUAUGACGAUGUUGGACAUCAGGCUCUCUUUGGAGGACGAUCAGAGUGUCCUUAUCACUUUGAUUCCUCUGUUUGUUUUUUACUGGUCCACGCUUUCCGUGGCGGAGAGAAGACGAUGGACGACACUGGGCGGCGGGAGGCCCAGGCGGCUGCAGGUCUCCCCUGGCACCGUGCUGCGGGGUGGCCGUGGGGACGGCCACGGGGACAGCUGGGGAGAGCUGUCUGUCCUUCACAGGUUUUUCUACCAUGUUUUUGCUGGAGAAGGACAAGGUGAUUGUGCUAGCUUUCUCUUGUCCUAUAUGAAUUAUUUAGAUUUCCAAGGCAUUUUCUUGAUAAACAAAAAGCUAUUUUUAAGUACGGUGAGAAGGAGGAGGUCACUAGAGGGAUAGCGAUGUGGGAAUUCCCAGCACUCUCUGUUGGUAGUGCCAGAGUGGGGCAUUUGCUCUAGUUUUUCUAAGUGCAGAGUAGAGGAUCUCUCCUGGCGGGGCAAACACCCCAUUUUAUUUUUAGAAAAAGUAACCCCCAGACAGCCCCCUCAAAGCUGUGCCUCAUGGAGGCAGUGUCCAAGAAAGAUUCUGUUCUAGAAGGAAUCCAGUUCUGGCUCCUGGCUCCACGCGGCUCCCUCCAUGAGGUGCAGCUGGGGACCCAGGCCAG
Messenger RNA from Choloepus didactylus (southern two-toed sloth), 4323 nucleotides. It is a transcript of the gene KLHL29, whose product is annotated as kelch like family member 29. Bases 664 to 3291 code for a protein of 875 amino acids. Gene Ontology annotation, molecular function: protein binding. The transcript is spliced from 14 exons. The record is from RefSeq and is a predicted model, not a curated record. Lineage: Eukaryota; Metazoa; Chordata; Mammalia; Pilosa; Megalonychidae.